This is a messenger RNA of Talaromyces amestolkiae, 1701 nucleotides long. RefSeq lists its product as uncharacterized. The record is from RefSeq and is a predicted model, not a curated record. Gene Ontology annotation, molecular function: DNA-binding transcription factor activity. Bases 1 to 1701 code for a protein of 566 amino acids. Lineage: Eukaryota; Fungi; Ascomycota; Eurotiomycetes; Eurotiales; Trichocomaceae. Gene Ontology annotation, biological process: regulation of DNA-templated transcription. The transcript has a single exon.
AUGUCGUUGUCCCUCUCUCCAAUUGACUUGAUAUCCUCCUCCUCAUAUCCAAUUCCAGCACAACUUGACCAACGACAGAGAGCCGUCCAUGCCAGUACCCUCUAUGGUGGUUUGACAUUGCUGCCUUACGACGACGAUACUACAACGCCCAUAACGAUGCCGACAGACGAGAAACCCAAAUCAAAAAGGAACACAAAUAAAAAUAGCAAUCGCAAGUCUGAAGAUGACAAUAAAGUAUCCAAAAGGAAGCGAGGUCGGCCUCGCGUAUUGGACAAGGAUGAGAAUGCCGCCGAGGUUUGUCCCUCACAGCCCUCUGUUGGUAUAAGUAUUGAUCUUGCUAUUGCACAGAGACGAAGAACUCAGAUUCGACUUGCUCAACGGGCAUACCGCUCCCGUAAAGAAGCCACCAUUUCAUCUCUGAGCAAGAAACUUGCUGAGCUCGACGCUGCUAUUCGAGACAUGAAUACAACAGUAGGAAGCUUCCGCGAUGAGUUAAUGGGAUCGGGUCUAUUGCUACAGCAGACCACUUUGACGUAUGGUCUGCAAAGACUUGUGCAGAAAUCAGAUGCACUCGUGAAGCUUUCUAGAAAUGAGGAGUAUGAUUCUGCGAACACGUCGCCCAUAGAUGAGACUGCGAGUAAUAAUUCUUCCUCGGUAGAGGUUGGUGAUGCGCUUUUCGUCGAUCAGUCGCCGGAGAUUACUGAUAACCUGGACGAAUUCAAUUUUACUCUGUACACAUCCACCGACAACGCAUCGUCUAUGAACUUUGAUUCUCUCUUUCAAGGUUAUGGUCUGGAUAGUGUCCAGCAGCAAGCACCUACUACACUAGCAGGAAACGCCAAUACCCAGCUCGCAUCCUCCUUUGCGGGGUCAUUCCCUCAAGGCGUUGCUAACACAGACACAAAUACAACCUCAUGGCUCCAACACAGCACCAUCCCCCCACCAUCAACAUACAGCUUCAACGAAUCCUCAUUCGUGCGCCGUCUACGCAGACAAUGCGCCGAACACGCCUACCGCAUACUCACAGACCCCAACACCGACCCCAAAGAUAUAAUCCGCAAAUACCGAUUCUCGCUAUGUUUCAAGAACAAAGACGCAUUAAUAGACCGAUUCUAUAAAGUUAUAACAUCCUCUUCCUCUUCCUCCACUGCCAGCACAACAACCACCAGCGCAUCCACAGCAGCAGCAUACACCCUCGGAAACGCAGGCAUUCACUAUCCGCGCCCCAACCAACAACCCAUCCCGGAAAUGACCUUCUCCUCACCAACAGAGCUGUACCCAGUUUCAAAAUUCAUCGGUCCUUGGCCCUUCCAUCAAGCAGACGCGCCGCACGAGUUCACCUCUAUCGACGAAUGCGUCUCGGCGCGAGGGAUGGCCGGUGACUGGUUUGAUAGUAAUGAUGUCGAGGGGUAUCUGCGCGAACAGGGGAUACAGGUUGAUACGCAGGCUAGUUUUGUGACGUUGCCGGAUGAUGUUCCUUCUUCUUCUCCUUCAAGUCGGCAGGUAGAGUAUGUUGACGAAAAGAAGAAUCCGGCGACGACGGGGGAUGAUGUGAUUGAUCCGUCUCUGGGAGCUUUGACGGUGCCCACUGAGAUAAAGGACUCGUCAAAGGUAGUGCAUACAGACAGCAACACCAAACAACCUACACGCAUAUUUGAUAUGGACAUGUUCCUGAGUCGUGAGUUGUUCUUUUCCCGAUAA